Symbiodinium natans is the source of this 351-nucleotide messenger RNA. NCBI's taxonomy places the organism in Eukaryota, Dinophyceae, Suessiales, Symbiodiniaceae. The record is from the annotation of a GenBank genome assembly.
AUGGACCCGCGGUCUGCUCUGAAGUCAAAAGCAAAGCCGACGGAGCCACCUGCACCUUGGCUGGAUGCGCAGCGGACCUCAGAGCAGCAGCCGGCUCAGAUGCUUCAGACUGCUCUGCAGACGAAAGCACAGCCGACGGAGCCACCUGCACGGCUGGAUGCGCAGCGGACCUCAAAGCAGCCGGCUGAGCAGGAGCAGGGUGAGGUGGAGCUUCAGGGUGAGGUGGAGCUUCAGGGUGAGGUGGAGCAGGGUGAGGUCAAGCAGGGUGACGUGGAGCAGGGUGACGUGGAGCAGGGUGAGGUGGAGCAGGGUGAGGCGGAGCCCCGGACAUGUUUUGGAUUUUUCGUUUGA